This is a messenger RNA of Panicum virgatum (switchgrass), 705 nucleotides long. RefSeq lists its product as uncharacterized. The transcript has 2 exons. NCBI's taxonomy places the organism in Eukaryota, Viridiplantae, Streptophyta, Magnoliopsida, Poales, Poaceae. The record is from RefSeq and is a predicted model, not a curated record. Bases 1 to 705 code for a protein of 234 amino acids.
AUGCAUGUCCUGGCAGCUUCCAUUCUCAACGCCUUCCUCCUCCUCAGCCUCCUCGCCGGCGCCACGGCCUCCACCGCCGCCGCGCCCGCCCCGGCUGGCGACGGCGAGGUGAACACCACGAUGUUCGGCAAUGCCGCGGCGACGUGGCCGCGCGACGACACGGAGAUAUACAUCUGCUACCUCUGCACGGGGCGCGACCCGCUGCUGAUCAGGUACUGCCCCAUCUACUGGGACGAGUGCCACCUCGUCUGCUACGCCGAUGACGCGUCCGCCGCCGCCGCCGCCGCCGCCACCGCCAUUCCCGCGGCGGCUGCCGCGCCACCGUCUUUGGGGUCGGGCGACGCCAGCAAGGUGGGCGACAAGGAGUGCUACGUCAUGAAGCUGUACCAGAACGGCACCUACACCAUCGUCAACAUCCUGAGCUGCGCCCAGAUCGCGAGGUGCGCCCUCUCCUGUGGCGACGACGACAUCUCCAACCGGAAGGCCCUGUGCGCCUCGACCGCGGCGCCGGUGACGACGGCGGCGAGCCAGGGGAGCUUUCCGCCACCUCGCGUCGCCGAUUUCCAGCGGUGUGGCACGCAGAACCAGAAAUGCGAGAAGUCGUCAUCUUUGCUUACCCAAGGGAGCGUUUCAGGUGCUGCUUUCGCACUUUCUAAGCGGCUGCAGCUGUACUCGUCGGAGACAGAGGAGGCCGACCACCCUUAG